GACUACACCCACAGAACGGUAUACAUGGAUUCCUACGGCAAAGCAGAGACAAGACGCACAAUGUUUAAAGACGAGCCCCACGUUUACCCCGGGCACCAGCCGGAGCUGAACCCUCCCCACGGCGAAGUGGCCCCGAAGACGACCUACAUGCUGGACUACCUGGACCCCGCCCUCCUGACGAACCCCGGCCGGGCCGGAGCGGAACCCCCGGCGUUUCUGUGGCGUUGCCCCGGAGGCGCGCUCGCCGGCGCGGCGCGGAAGAUCCCCGUUGCCGUUCCUCCCAGAGCCGGCCAGGCCGGCUGCGGCGGAUCUGCCAUUUCCUGAGGAAAGGGCUCGGCUACCGGGAAGGAGAGUCCCUGACCUGA
Hypanus sabinus (Atlantic stingray) is the source of this 365-nucleotide messenger RNA. RefSeq names its product cilia and flagella associated protein 68 (gene cfap68). Gene Ontology annotation, cellular component: nucleus. The transcript is spliced from 2 exons. The coding region runs from base 25 to 324 and encodes 99 amino acids. NCBI's taxonomy places the organism in Eukaryota, Metazoa, Chordata, Chondrichthyes, Myliobatiformes, Dasyatidae. The record is from RefSeq and is a predicted model, not a curated record.